Molecule: messenger RNA, 366 nt
Organism: Exophiala oligosperma
Lineage: Eukaryota; Fungi; Ascomycota; Eurotiomycetes; Chaetothyriales; Herpotrichiellaceae
Exons: 1
Coding region: 1-366 (121 amino acids)
Source: RefSeq, a predicted model, not a curated record
AUGGCUUCUGAGCAAAGCACGAGUCCACUAUCAGCGGAUCUACAGGACAGAGUAUCCAUCUUCACCGCUGAAAUCAUCGACCUGUUCGCCAACAGAUGCAUCGGUCCCAAGCCUACACGACCAGUGGACUGGCGGCGUGCCGGCUGCGGUUGUGGCUGCGAGAUGUGUCUGCAGCUCGAUUCCUUCCUCGGUAAUCCCUCGCAAGAAGAAUUUUCGAUCUCUGCAGGAAAUGAGGAUGGCAUGCGACACUUGACUGGUCGGUUGCCUGGCAUCGACCAACCCUUCUGGAAAGGAGAAAAGCCCGAGAAUGAAACGCAGGUCGAACCUGGUUUCAAGCUCAAGGUCCGCAAGACGGUGAGGGCAUGA